This is a messenger RNA of Tinamus guttatus (white-throated tinamou), 1216 nucleotides long. The record is from RefSeq and is a predicted model, not a curated record. Lineage: Eukaryota; Metazoa; Chordata; Aves; Tinamiformes; Tinamidae.
ACAGCAACGAUGGCGUCAAAGGUUUCCUGCUUGUAUGUUCUGACAGUUGUUUGCUGGGCAAGUGCUCUCUGGUACUUAAGCAUAACUCGUCCUACUUCUUCCUACACUGGCCACAGACAGUUCAAUAGCAUAUCAAUAGCCAGAAAAAACGUCUCCUUUGGCAAUAUAAGAACUCGACCUAUUAAUCCACAUUCAUUUGACUUUCUUAUCAAUGAACCCGAUAAAUGUGAGAAGAGUGUCCCUUUCUUGGUCAUUCUUAUCAGCACAACUCAUAAAGAAUUUGAUGCAAGACAAGCAAUUCGAGAAACAUGGGGAGAUGAGAACAACUUCAAAGGAAUUAAAAUUGCCACGCUAUUUCUGCUCGGAAAAAAUGCAGAUCCUGUGCUAAAUCAAAUGGUAGAGCAAGAAAGCCAAAUUUUUCAUGACAUUAUCGUGGAGGAUUUUAUUGACUCUUAUCAUAAUCUCACUCUGAAAACUUUAAUGGGGAUGAGAUGGGUAGCAACAUUUUGUUCAAAAGCAAAAUAUGUUAUGAAGACAGACAGUGAUAUUUUUGUAAACAUGGAUAAUCUUAUCUACAAGCUGCUCAAACCCAACACCAAGCCAAGGAGAAGGUACUUCACCGGUUAUGUUAUAAAUGGAGGACCAAUAAGAGAUGUUCGCAGUAAAUGGUACAUGCCCAGAGAUUUGUAUCCUGAUAGCAAUUACCCACCCUUCUGUUCAGGCACCGGCUACAUUUUUUCAGCUGAUGUAGCAGAAUUAAUUUACAAAACCUCCCUUCACACCAGACUUCUUCAUCUUGAAGAUGUGUAUGUAGGACUCUGCCUCCGGAAGCUUGGCAUUCACCCCUUCCAGAACAGUGGCUUCAAUCACUGGAAGAUGGCCUACAGCUUGUGUAGGUAUCGCAGAGUGAUUACAGUGCAUCAGAUAACGCCAGAAGAAAUGCACAGAAUUUGGAAUGACAUGUCAAGCAAGAAACAUCUUAGAUGCUAAGAUUUUUACAGCUGUAAAUACCUUUUUUGGUUUUGCUUUAGUUUGAUUAUUUUUUGACGGAAAGUGAUCUGCUGAUUUACAAGUUAAAUCUUGAGCUACUACCUGUCAGAAGGUUUUGAACAACUGAUUUCUCAUUCUUUUUCUGACUACUGGUUUACAGACUUCAAGCUCUUUUCAUAAGAACAUUUACACCUGUCAAAAGGGUCCAGAGUCAAAGCAUAGAUUU